Acanthochromis polyacanthus (spiny chromis) is the source of this 851-nucleotide messenger RNA. RefSeq names its product aquaporin-1-like. Gene Ontology annotation, biological process: carbon dioxide transmembrane transport; renal water transport; hyperosmotic response. Gene Ontology annotation, molecular function: carbon dioxide transmembrane transporter activity; glycerol transmembrane transporter activity; water channel activity. NCBI's taxonomy places the organism in Eukaryota, Metazoa, Chordata, Actinopteri, Pomacentridae. Gene Ontology annotation, cellular component: membrane. The record is from RefSeq and is a predicted model, not a curated record. The transcript is spliced from 4 exons. Bases 1 to 780 code for a protein of 259 amino acids.
AUGUCAGAAAUUCGGAUGUGGGCAUUUUGGAGAGCAGUUCUGGCUGAAUUUCUGGGAAUGAUCAUUUUCAUUUUCAUUGGCCUCAGCGCUGCAAUAGGCGACCAAAAUGAUUCUUACGCCAACCAGGAAGUCAAAGUGGCCUUUGCCUUUGGCCUGGCUAUUGCCACGUUAGCCUACUGUAUUGGCCACAUUAGCGGUGCUCACCUGAAUCCUGCCAUCAGCAUUGGCUUCGUGACUUGCUGCCGCAUGAGCCUUCUUAGGGCCUUCUUCUAUGUGAUCGCUCAGAUGCUGGGAGCAGUGGCUGGCAGUGCCAUUGUAUAUGGUCUAAGGCCACAAACCACAGAGUCAUUGGGCGUUAACAAGCUGAAAGAAAUCAGUCCACGUCAAGGAUUUGGCACAGAAUUCAUGCUCACCCUUCAGCUGGUCCUGUGUGUGCUGGCAAUCACUGACAAAAGACGUGAUAUUGGAGGGUCUGCACCUCUGGCAAUCGGAUUCUCUGUAGUUGUGGGACACCUUGCUGGGAUCAGCUACACAGGAUGCGGCAUCAACCCUGCACGAUCCUUUGGGCCUGCAAUUAUACUGGAUUCUUUUGAUGAUCACUGGGUGUACUGGGCUGGACCGAUCAGCGGCGGUUUGGUGGCAGCGCUUCUGUAUAAUUUUCUGCUAGCACCCAGAGAUGAUCUCUUCAGUGGAAAAACCAGAGCCUUGUUCUGCUGUGGCUCAGUACCGGAAAGUGACUCUAGUGAGCCCCUUCUGGAUGAUGCUAAAGAUGCAGCCUGAUCAAAGGAGACAGUUCAAGUGGAAAGCACUGCAAUAUAACCUGCUAUCAAAUAAACUACUUUUUCAACAUA